AUGCAGCCUACUGUUGGUCCUGGGAUGUCACGCUUUAGACGUACGGCACUUUCCUUCCGAGACAUAGCCCUGCCACAGAUCUUCACAACAGCAGUUGAUAUCCUCACGCAAAUGUAUGAGGGGAAGUUGGCGAUCAACGACAAGACGGAAGAAUUCAAAUUGGUUAAGAAGGUAUUGCAGCUGGCCUAUAACUGCUUGAGUUUUGACUUCAUGGGCACGAUCCCUGACGAGACGUCGGAGGACCAGACGACAGUUAUGGUGCCACAUAACUGGACAGUGUUGAAGGAUAGUGUGCUGCCCAAUAGUAAACAUUAUCUACUGCAAUUCUGGGCGCAGCUUGUGAGCCCUAUCAUGAAUGAUAAGGACAAGACACCGGGCUUCCACUCUAAACUGGAGGACUAUAUCUACACCAUUACUGUGAGUUACAUAGACUCGAGAUUGUUUCUGGCGGAUAUGGCUGCGCGCGGUGAAGACCCUAUGGAUGAUGAAGGCUUUGAGGACGCUCUUCAAGAUGAGGUCUUGAGAGGUGAGCAGCUGGAGGUUAUAGCACAGCUGGCGCGACUGAACUAUCAAAAGACGGCACAACAUGUAUUGGAGUUGUUUGGAGCAUGUACGGCAUCGGGGUCUGAUAUUAACGAGCAUAAACUGGCGUGGUUGGUGUAUAUCAUGGGAGCGCUUGUGGGUGGGAAUACAGGAGGUGCGGGCAGUAUGAGGGCGCAUCAGCAACAACAACAGCAAUCGAGCGGAGCGCAACCUUUGCACGUUAUUAAUGGCGAAAUCGCUGGACGGGUGUUUUCUCUGAUGAAUCAAACGGACGCUAAUACGACACUACCGCCAGAAUCUAAGGAUGGCUCUAAUUUGGAAACUCUUGAACUAUCAUAUCUUUACUUUAUGGAGCAGUUUAGAAAGGUGUAUAUUGGGGAGCAUGCAAGGCAGUUGUCAGCUAAUGCGCCACCAUCGUCAGCCUUGUUGCGUGGGGACGUGUCAAUGGGUGCGUCAGAGAACCCCAGUAGAGUUGUCCAGGAAAGAGUGUGCACUGUGCUUGGUUUGAAGGAUGAGGAUGCUAUUCUUGGAAUUCUAAUCAAGAAGAUCGUCACCAACCUGCAACAUCGGUAUACGCUAGAGCCUGUUUUGAAAAAAACCCUGGCAUACUUCUAUGAAUUGGCAGCUGGUGUUAACAUAGUGCAUUCUGUUGACAAAAUGAGCCCGCACCUUAUCGUUAGUGGGAAGCUCCUGCUGAAGAAUGAUACGGUACGUCAUUUGAUGGCGAAUCAUGCGAGCGCGACUUUGGGGUUCCUCCAUGCUGGACCGAAAUAUGGACGAUACCGAACACAGUAUUAUGCGACUCUUGGUAAGCUACUGUUCAUGGAGUGUCGAGACGGUACUACGAGCACGAUGGCAUUGGAGACUUUCAAUACUUUCAUGAUGCCGCAAUAUCGGGUUUUGGAGCAACUGUGGCAAGCCGCCAACACUGGGGAUGGAUCAGCACUCCGCAGUGAGCAGCUCAGGUUGCCUCUAAUUGGUUUGUGCAGAGAUUUGAGAGGAAUAUGUCAGGCUUGUGUAUCGCACGAUAUGUACACGAUUCUAUUCAACUGGUUGGUUGACAAUCCGAAGCAGCCGCAGAACUGCAAAAUAACCGUCUUUUCAGCGGCUCUCACUUUCUAUUGGGAUGAUCCGGAUGUCACCACGCCCCUCCUUAAAUUCGUGGCUGAGUUCGUGUACAACAAGGCGCAGCGUAUAAACUUUGACCAGAAUUCGCCGAAUGGAAUCCUCCUAUUCCGAGAGGCAUCGAAGAUAUUAGUGGCGUAUAGUCAGAGGAUCUUGCAACGUGAACAGAGCCAGCCGGUAUAUAAAGACAUCUAUCAUGAGAAGUAUAAGGGAAUCGGAUGCGUGUUGGAGCUCUUCAGCAACGCCCUACACGGAAACUAUACAAACUUUGGCGUGUUUGAACUAUAUAAUGACAAUUCGCUGUCGAUGUCGCUGUCAUUGGCAUUGAAGUUGUGCAUGUCGAUUUCGAUAGCAGAUCUGAUGAGUUACCUCAAGUGCCUCAAACCAUUCUUCAUGUUCUUGGAAUUGGCAACGAGAAACCAUGCGAAGUUAGUUUGCGAAGUUGCUGAGUCGCCGGAGCAUCUAGCUGGGCUCGUUCGGGCGUUGGAGGAAGGGCUGACGUCGUUUGACACGAGUGUUUGCAUGCAAUGCUGUGCCAGUAUUGACAACCUGUGUACGUUCUUUUAUGACAUCGCUCACACGGGAGUGGGCUCGUCGGUGGGGGGAGGUACGGCAGCUACUGCGGAGGAUGUGGCCAGAGUGACACAUGGGUUGUUGGUGGUGGGAGGGGCUGUGGAUGGCGAGCUACGUAGGGUAUUGAAUUUGAUGUUACAAUUGAUAAUGGCGGGAGAAUUCAACUCUACAUGGAGUAUAUCGAGACCGAUAUUGGCGUUGAUAUUGAUGUACAAAGAUACGUAUUCGCAAGCUCAGGAGUUGAUUGUGAGGCAGCAGCCAACGGAAGAACGUCAACAAUAUGUGGGAAAGUGUUUCUCGGAGCUGAUGGUGGGAGUUACGGACAGCCUCCAAACGAAGAAUCGAGAUCACUUCACGCGGAAUAUGUACCACUUCGCCCAAGCAGUGCGAUCUACUUCGUAGGAGUACUAGAAGGGUAGAGAUGACUGUGACGUUACUGUUAAACACAACUGGACUCUGGUGAUGCCUUCUAAUAUACUACUACUGUUGCUGCUGCUGC
Perkinsus marinus ATCC 50983 is the source of this 2740-nucleotide messenger RNA. RefSeq lists its product as hypothetical. NCBI's taxonomy places the organism in Eukaryota, Perkinsozoa, Perkinsida, Perkinsidae. Gene Ontology annotation, cellular component: cytoplasm; nuclear pore. The coding region runs from base 1 to 2643 and encodes 880 amino acids. The transcript is spliced from 27 exons. Gene Ontology annotation, molecular function: nuclear export signal receptor activity. The record is from RefSeq and is a predicted model, not a curated record. Gene Ontology annotation, biological process: protein export from nucleus.